UAAGCGGCGGGAGCCGGGGCGGCCGCGGCGCGAUCGCAUCGUCCCCGCGAGGCAGCACCGGGCACCGACACCGGGCACGGGACACCGAACACCGGACACUGAACACCGGGCACUGAACGCCGGGCACCGGCUGUCGGCACUGGGCACCGAACACCGGGCACAGGGUACCGCCACCGGACAACGGGCACCGGGCACAACCACUGGCACCGCGGACCGGGCACCGGCACCGACACAGACUCAGCCACCGGCUCCGGCUCCUGCGCGCCCGGCGCGGCCCGGUCCGCUCCAGGAACAAUGGCAGAGCCCUUCCUCGUGGAGAGCCCCGACGUCACCUACAGCAAGGACUUCAUCGAGGCCAAGUACACCUACAGCACCGUGCACGUCUGCAAGGAGAACGGCGUCACCAAGGUGCGGCCGUGCUCCACCCGCUUCACCUUCCGCACGGGCCGGCAGGUGCCGCGCCUGGGGGUGAUGCUGGUGGGCUGGGGGGGCAACAACGGCACCACGGUGACGGCGGCCGUGCUGGCCAACAGGCUGGGGCUGUCCUGGAUGACCAAGACCGGGCGCAAGACAGCCAACUACUACGGCUCCCUGCUGCAAGCCUCCACCGUGUGCCUGGGCACCGGCCCCUCGGGUGACGUCCACGUGCCCUUCCGGGACCUGCUGCCCAUGGUGCACCCCAACGACAUCGUCUUUGACGGCUGGGACAUCUCCUCGCUGAACCUGGCGGAGGCCAUGAGGCGGGCGGAGGUGCUGGAGUGGCCGCUGCAGGAGCAGCUCUGGCCGCACAUGGAGAAGAUGAAGCCCCGAGCCUCCAUCUACAUCCCCGAGUUCAUCGCCGCCAACCAGGAGGAGCGGGCGGACAACGUCCUGCGGGGCUCCAUGGCCGAGCAGGUGGAGCAGAUCCGCCGGGACAUCCGAGACUUCAAGGAGAGCAGCGGGGUGGACAAGGUCAUCGUCCUGUGGACGGCCAACACGGAGAGGUUCUGUGACAUCGUGCCGGGGCUCAACGACACCGCCGACAACCUGCUGAGGGCCAUCGAGCGCGGUCUGGAGGUGUCGCCGUCCACGCUCUUCGCCGUGGCCAGCAUCCUGGAGGGCUGUGCCUACAUCAACGGCUCCCCCCAGAACACCUUCGUGCCGGGGGCCGUGGAGCUGGCCGCCCAGCGCCGCGUCUUCAUCGGCGGCGACGACUUCAAGUCGGGCCAGACCAAGCUCAAGUCGGUGCUGGUGGAUUUCCUGGUGGGCGCCGGGCUCAAGACCAAGUCCAUCGUCAGCUACAACCACCUGGGCAACAACGACGGCAAGAACCUGUCGGCGCCGCAGCAGUUCCGCUCCAAGGAGAUCUCCAAGAGCAACGUGGUGGACGACACGGUGCAGGCCAACCCCGUCCUCUACGGCCCCCAGGACAAGCCCGACCACUGCGUGGUGAUCAAGUACGUGCCCUACGUGGGGGACAGCAAGCGGGCGCUGGACGAGUACACGUCCGAGAUCAUGAUGGGCGGCACCAACACCAUCGUCAUCCACAACACCUGCGAGGACUCGCUGCUGGCCAGCCCCAUCAUCCUGGACCUGGCCAUCCUGACGGAGCUGUGCCAGCCUCCUCACACCUCGCUCGGCCCAGCCGGGCCCCCCCGCCGCCGCCGCUGUCGCCGCUGUCGCCGCCGCUGCCGCCGGGGGUCGCGCUGCCGGGGGGGCCUGCGCUGGGCCGGGCUCGCUGCCCCCCCCCCGGGCCCGGCCGCGCCCCCCCCGCGCCCCCCGCCCGCCUCGCCGCCUGCCCCCCCGGGGGUCCGCGGGGGUCCCCGCCGGCUCCCUUACGCUGUCGCUCUGGAAGGGGUUUAG
Molecule: messenger RNA, 1842 nt
Organism: Passer domesticus (house sparrow)
Lineage: Eukaryota; Metazoa; Chordata; Aves; Passeriformes; Passeridae
Gene: ISYNA1
Product: inositol-3-phosphate synthase 1
Exons: 11
Coding region: 295-1842 (515 amino acids)
Biological process (GO): inositol biosynthetic process; phospholipid biosynthetic process
Cellular component (GO): cytoplasm
Molecular function (GO): inositol-3-phosphate synthase activity
Source: RefSeq, a predicted model, not a curated record